Molecule: messenger RNA, 1091 nt
Organism: Salvia splendens (bonfire salvia)
Lineage: Eukaryota; Viridiplantae; Streptophyta; Magnoliopsida; Lamiales; Lamiaceae
Product: probable 5-epi-aristolochene synthase 4
Exons: 5
Coding region: 1-1029 (342 amino acids)
Biological process (GO): diterpenoid biosynthetic process
Molecular function (GO): magnesium ion binding; terpene synthase activity
Source: RefSeq, a predicted model, not a curated record
AUGGCCUCUGCUACACUUCAAAAUUCCGUACCUAACAAGCCGGAGCUCGUUUUCCGGCCGUCUCCCAACUUCUCCCCGAGCAUAUGGGGCGACCUCUUCACUUCAGUUUCCAUCCACCACAAUGAUCAGAUUAUUCACGGUGAGGAAAUUGAGGAAUUGAAGAUGAGAGUGAGGAAGAUGAUCGUUGCUACGGAGACAAGCAUGACGGAGAAGUUGAACUUGAUUGAUAGUGUCGAACGUCUUGGGAUUUCAUAUCACUUUGAAAAGGAAAUUGAAGAGCAAAUUCAGAUUUUUCACAAUUCAUAUUUGGAAAUAAUGGAAAGUGAUGAUUUGCACUUUGUAGCUCUGUGUUUUAGAUUGCUUAGACAACAUGGCUGCAACAUUUCCACUGGUAUUUUUGAAAAAUUUAGAGGAAAUGGUGGAAAAUUCAAGAAAUUUGAUGAUGAGGGAAUGUUGAGCCUAUAUGAAGCUGCAAAUGUGAGGACACACGGUGAGGAUGUUCUCGAGGAGGCGCUCGUGUUCGUGAAGGCUCAUCUCGAGUCCGUUGCUCCGUUUCUGAGGUCUCCUCUCAAGGAACAAGUUGACCACGCCUUGGAGCAGUGCCUGCACCGGGGCGUGCCAAGGGUGGAGGCUCGAUGUUACAUAUCUCUAUAUGAAAAGCUCGAAUCGAGGAACGAUGCUUUGUUGAAGCUGGCUAAAUUGGACUUCAAUUUGCUACAAAUGUUGCAUAGACAAGAACUUGGUGAAUUGUCGAGGUGGUGGAAAGAUUUGGAUCUUGUUUCGAAGCUUCCUUAUGCAAGAGAUAGAAUGGUGGAGUGCUAUUUUUGGACAUUGGGAGUGUAUUUUGAGCCUCAUUAUUCUGGAGCUAGAAUUAUGUUGGCCAAGACCAUUGCCAUGAUUUCAGUCAUUGAUGACACAUAUGAUUCAUAUGGUACCAUUGAUGAGCUUCAAAUGUUCACUGAUGCUGUACAAAGGUGGGAUAUGAAAGAAAUCAGGUGGGAUAUGAAAGAAAUAGAGAUAAUGGGGUGAGUGAGGGAGAGGCGAUGGAGGAGUUGAAGAAGAUGGGAGAGGAUGCAUGGAAGGAUAUGAAU